AUGUGGGGUCCAAUUUUAAGAAGCCUAAUAAUGACAUAUGGGGUGAAAUAUGCAAAAACAUUCAUAGUAGCCACUGUUAGAGCUUUAGAAAGUAAGAUUUAUUUAGAAUCUGGGUAUCAGCCACAAAAAAUAUUUGAAGAAAUGCUAUCAAAAACAUCAGCCUCUAAAAUUAACUUUCAGAAUCCAAUGACAAGAGAAGAAGCUUUGAAAAUUCUUAAUAUAAAGAGCAAUCCGACCAAGGCAGAAAUUGAAGAAAGCUUCAGCAGACUGUAUGAGAAAAAUAAUCCAGAAAAAGGAGGCUCACUUUAUUUACAAUGCAAAGCUAUGGGAGCAAAAGAUCAUUUGAUUAGUAAAAAGAAUUAA
Messenger RNA from Blepharisma stoltei, 363 nucleotides. Lineage: Eukaryota; Ciliophora; Heterotrichea; Heterotrichida; Blepharismidae. The record is from the annotation of a GenBank genome assembly.